This is a messenger RNA of Morchella importuna, 366 nucleotides long. RefSeq lists its product as uncharacterized. The transcript has 6 exons. NCBI's taxonomy places the organism in Eukaryota, Fungi, Ascomycota, Pezizomycetes, Pezizales, Morchellaceae. The coding region runs from base 1 to 366 and encodes 121 amino acids. The record is from RefSeq and is a predicted model, not a curated record.
AUGCAUUUCAAGAAAAAAUCCUCCCGACUAUCCUUCUUAUCAUUUCCCUGCUCCUUCCGCCGCCAAGGGGCCUUAGAAGAACCGGCACCGCCAACACCAAAUCCAUACAUUCCCACAUACGCUGCGCGCUCAUUUACCUCGUCGACAACACCGGUGCCACUCGAGCAGCGGUACUACACCCGGCAGAAAAAAGAUGAUGGAACAACGCGAUUGGAAAUCCUGCAACCCGACGGAAGGAACAAUAAAUCUAUCCCCUUCACAUCCAAAAGCUUUCUCUAUUCUGAAACCUCAUGCGGCUUUCCGACGAUCCCGUUUUCUAUCGCUGCAUUUCACGUCUUCCUGACUUCUGGGCCCAAGGUUCGAUGA